Molecule: messenger RNA, 2059 nt
Organism: Lotus japonicus
Lineage: Eukaryota; Viridiplantae; Streptophyta; Magnoliopsida; Fabales; Fabaceae
Product: laccase-3-like
Exons: 6
Coding region: 52-1776 (574 amino acids)
Biological process (GO): lignin catabolic process
Cellular component (GO): apoplast
Molecular function (GO): copper ion binding; hydroquinone:oxygen oxidoreductase activity
Source: RefSeq, a predicted model, not a curated record
AACAAUGCUACAUAACUCAAGUAACUUCAUCCAGCAAAUUCUGAGACAACAAUGAAGACAAUCCACUUCAGUACCAAGACAUGUUACUUAUGGCUUUUACUUGGCCUACAUACUAUCAUUGCUUCCCUUGCUUCACCUUCAGGGACUCAUCAUAGCCAUGAAUUUGUUAUUCAAACUACACCAGUGAAGAGGCUGUGCAGAACCCAAAGAAUACUCACAGUGAAUGGGCAGUUUCCGGGCCCAACUGUGCAAGUGAGGAAUGGAGAUUCUGUUGCAAUCAAAGUUACUAAUGCUGGACCAUACAACAUUUCCAUCCACUGGCAUGGAUUAAGGAUGUUGAGAAAUCCAUGGGCAGAUGGACCCAGUUAUGUGACUCAGUGUCCCAUCCAACCAGGGGGAAGUUACACUUACCGCUUCACAAUUCAAAACCAGGAAGGAACACUUUGGUGGCAUGCUCACACUGGCUUCCUAAGAGCCACUGUCUAUGGAGCUUUCAUCAUUUAUCCAAGAUUGGGCUCUCCUUAUCCUUUCUCUAUGCCUAGGAAAGAAUAUCCAAUCCUCCUUGGGGAAUGGUUUAAUAGGGAUCCAAUGAUUAUCCUAAGGCAGACACAACUUACAGGAGCAGCUCCAAGUGUAUCAGUUGCAUACACCAUCAAUGGUCAACCUGGUGAUCUCUAUAGAUGUUCAAGACAAGGAACUGUACGUAUUCCAGUCCAAACUGGGGAGACAAUCCUCUUGAGAGUUGUCAACAGUGCACUCCAUCAAGAACUUUUCUUCUCAAUUGCCAACCACAGGAUGACUGUGGUUGGCACAGAUGCUGCAUACACCAAACCCCUCAGCACAAGAAUCCUCAUGAUAGGACCUGGCCAAACAAUCAAUGUCCUGGUCACCGCGGAUCAAACCCCCGGCCGGUACUACAUGGCAGCGCGUGCCUACCAAACCGCCAUGAAUGCAGCCUUCGACAACACCACCACCACGGCGAUUCUCGAAUACAUACCCCGCAAUAGAAAUGUCCAACCUUCAACACCCAUAUUGCCACUCUUGCCGGCUUUCAAUGACACCCCGACCGCAACAGCAUUCACAUCAGGGAUCAGAGGACUAUCCCAGAAUGUUGUCUUCAAAAAUAGUGCUGAUGUGAAUUUAUUCUUCACAGUGGGGUUAGGACUAAUCUUCUGCAGAAAUCCUAAUAGUCCAAAUUGUCAGGGACCAAAUGGAUCACGCUUCGCUGCUAGCAUCAACAACAAUUCCUUUGUGCUCCCCAGAACCACAUCCUUAAUGCAGGCCUACUACCAAGGUAUUCCUGGUAUCUUCACCACCGAUUUGCCGCCGGUUCCGCCUCUGCAAUUCAAUUAUACCGGUAACGUGCCACGCAGUCUGUGGACACCUAUUAAAGGAACUAAGCUCUUGAAGCUGAAAUAUGGUUCCAGUGUGCAGCUUGUUUUCCAGGAUACUAGCAUUGUCACAACUGAGGAUCACCCCAUGCAUAUUCAUGGGUUCCAUUUCUUUGUAGUUGGUGCAGGUUUUGGUAACUUCAAUCCAAGCACAGACCCUGCAAGGUUCAACCUUGUAGACCCUCCUGUGAAGAACACCAUUGGAACACCCCCUGGAGGAUGGGUUGCCAUUCGAUUUGUGGCUGAUAAUCCAGGAAUUUGGUUCUUGCAUUGUCACAUAGACUCACAUCUAAAUUGGGGUCUGGCAACGGCACUUUUGGUAGAGAAUGGAGUUGGUCCAUCACAGUCAGUGAUACCACCACCACCAGAUCUGCCCCAAUGUUGAGAUCAAGAAAGCAUCAAUACUUCUAAAUUUUAUGUUCCUCCAAUAUGAAUUAUUGGCUUUGUGUUUUAGGAGGUCUUUAAAUACUUGCCUAUUAGACAGUGUUUGUUUGUCAUGUUUCAAGGUCCAGAAUUGUAUGAAAGUCAAUUGAGUAGUUGUAAUAGUGUCGUCUUGAUUGUGUGUCUAAGUUUCAAGGCUAGUUCGGUGCGUUGUGCUUGACUGAUGCUAUAAAUUUAUACAAUGUAUCAUGUGUUUAUUCAUCUAUAAUUCUAUACUUUUUAUAUUU